ACGCUACUAAACCCACUGUGUAUGAACUCGCCCUAUCCCCGCUUCGGUUUUCCAAAUCCGAAAUGACGACGGCGAGACAAUCUGAAGCCUUUCUCCGUUGCUUUGCCGCUCGCCUCGCCGCCCGAUCCAUAGCGACCUCCGCCGCCCGCCUCCAGAGCGUCGGGUGGUUCGACAAGAUCAAGGGCGUCUUCACCGGGAAACCCUCCUCCGACUCCAAGCCUUUCUCCCUCACCGAUUUCGCUGAUAAAUUGGACAAGGCGAGGAGACUGCGCUCGUUCAAGAAGUUCGACGUGGGUCGCUGUAGCGCGGCCACCGUUUCUGACGGUUUUAAGAAGCACUCUGCCAUCCUGCAGUACCUUGCGGCCAUCGACCCUUUCGGAGAGAACCUCCAAAACAGCCACAAACAGGAUGCAGCAAAGCACUGUAACUGUACAAUAGCUGAUGUUGAACAUAUAUUAGCAAAGUUCCAAUGGGCCAUAGAAGCACAAAAGAAGUUGGAUAAGUUAAAAGAAGAAGGGAAACCCAUGCCAAAGACCUUUGGUGAGGUUCAAAAGCUAAUGAGAUCAACACCGUUGGAUCUCGGGAGGUCUAAUUUGGCGAAGAGUGGGCAAAUAAGUAGGAAUGCUCUCUGCCCAUGCGGAUCUGGGAAAAGAUACAAAAGGUGCUGCGCAACAACCUAAAGUGGAAGCUUGGAUAUGGAGUUCCUUCCAAUUUUAUGUAGAACAUAAACAGAUUUUCAGAGCUGAACUUGUGUGAGUAUGAGAUCAAGGACUAAAUCCUCAAGCAGCUUCAACUUCGAACUAUUUCAUCGGCCUAUAAGCUCAUGUAAGAAGUUUGUUCCUCUCGUUCAUGUAGCAAGUAAGGAUAUUAAACUUUAUGUGGACAUAGCGAUCCAUCCUUAUGAUAGCGACAAACAAGCAAUUAGGUUCCGAAAUUGACAGAAUGUUAUGGCAUUAUCAAAGCUCUCUUUCUUUAA
Molecule: messenger RNA, 976 nt
Organism: Musa acuminata subsp. malaccensis (wild Malaysian banana)
Lineage: Eukaryota; Viridiplantae; Streptophyta; Magnoliopsida; Zingiberales; Musaceae
Source: RefSeq, a predicted model, not a curated record